Molecule: messenger RNA, 1977 nt
Organism: Indicator indicator
Lineage: Eukaryota; Metazoa; Chordata; Aves; Piciformes; Indicatoridae
Gene: INTS9
Product: integrator complex subunit 9
Exons: 17
Coding region: 1-1977 (658 amino acids)
Biological process (GO): snRNA processing
Cellular component (GO): integrator complex
Source: RefSeq, a predicted model, not a curated record
AUGAAGCUGUACUGCCUGUCAGGACAUCCAACCUUACCAUGCAACGUACUCAAGUUCAAGUCUACCACCAUCAUGCUGGAUUGUGGACUGGACAUGACGUCCACCCUCAAUUUCCUCCCAUUGCCACUGGUUCAAAGCCCCAGGCUGUCCAAACUUCCUGGAUGGGUUUUGAAAGACGGAAGCACAUUUCUGGACAAGGAACUAAAGGAGUGCUCUGGCCAUGUGUUUGUAGACUCUGUACCUGAGUUCUGUUUACCAGAGACUGAGCUGCUUGACCUCUCCACAGUAGAUGUAAUCUUGAUCUCCAACUAUCACUGCAUGAUGGCAUUACCCUAUAUCACAGAGUACACAGGAUUCACUGGAACAGUGUAUGCCACUGAGCCCACUGUUCAAAUUGGCAGACUUCUCAUGGAAGAAUUGGUGAACUCUAUUGAACGUGUGCCAAAGGCUCAGUCUGCCUCCAUGUGGAAGAACAAGGAGGUACAGAGAUUACUUCCAGCCCCUCUGAAGGACGCAGUGGAGGUGUCUAUGUGGAGGAAGUGUUACACCAUGCCAGAAGUGAAUGCAGCACUCAGCAAGAUCCAGCUGGUGGGAUAUUCUCAGAAGAUUGAACUAUUUGGUGCUGUGCAGGUCACUCCUCUCAGCUCAGGCUAUGCUCUUGGAAGUUCCAAUUGGAUUAUCCAGUCCCACUAUGAAAAGGUUUCCUAUGUUUCAGGAUCUUCUCUACUUACAACGCACCCUCAGCCCAUGGACCAAGCUUCUCUGAAAAACAGUGACGUUCUUAUCCUGACAGGUCUUACACAAAUCCCUACAGCUAACCCAGAUGGCAUGGUAGGAGAGUUCUGCAGCAACUUGGCUAUGACUGUCCGGAAUGGAGGAAAUGUGCUGGUUCCCUGUUACCCUUCUGGAGUGAUCUAUGAUCUGCUGGAGUGCCUGUAUCAGUAUAUUGACUCUGCUGGGCUCUCCAAUGUCCCUUUUUAUUUCAUCUCACCUGUUGCCAACAGCUCCCUUGAGUUCUCCCAGAUAUUUGCUGAAUGGUUGUGUCACAACAAACAAACAAAGGUUUAUCUUCCAGAACCUCCCUUUCCCCAUGCUGAGCUCAUUCAGACAAACAAGUUGAAACAUUAUCCUAGCAUCCAUGGAGAAUUCAGCAAUGACUUCAAGCAGCCAUGUGUCGUGUUCACUGGACAUCCGUCCCUUAGAUUUGGGGAUGUGGUUCAUUUCAUGGAGUUAUGGGGAAAAUCUAGCCUGAACACUGUUAUCUUCACAGAACCUGAUUUCUCUUAUCUGGAUGCUCUGGCUCCUUAUCAACCUUUAGCAAUGAAAUGUGUUUACUGUCCCAUCGACACAAGACUGAAUUUUAUUCAGGUGUCUAAAUUACUUAAAGAAGUCCAGCCUCUCCACGUAGUUUGCCCAGAGCAGUACACUCAGCCACCACCCACCCAGUCUCAUCGCACAGAUUUGAUGAUAGACUGCCAGCCUCCUCCAAUGUCCUACCGCAGAGCAGAGGUGCUGACUCUGCCCUACAAGCGGCGCUACGAGAAGAUCGAAAUCAUGCCAGAACUUGCAGAUUCUCUUGUGCCCUUGGAGAUUAAGCCUGGUAUUUCCUUAGCAACAGUUUCUGCUGUGUUGCAUACUAAAGACAACAAGCAUGUGCUGCAGCUCCCUCCAAAACCUCCACAACCCACUGCUGGCAAGAAGAGAAAGCGAGUGAGUGAUGAUGUUCCAGAGUGUAAACCUCUGAAGCCACUGCUGAGCGGCUCCAUUCCUGUGGACCAGUUUGUGCAGACUCUUGAGAAGCAUGGUUUCAGUGACGUGAAGGUGGAGGACACAGCCAAGGGCCACAUCGUGCUCCUCCAGGAGGCAGAAACCCUCAUCCAGAUCGAGGAGGACUCCACCCACAUUAUCUGUGACAACGAUGAACCUUUGAGGGUGAAACUGCGUGACCUGGUUCUCAAAUUCCUGCAGAAGUUUUAG